Pipra filicauda (Wire-tailed manakin) is the source of this 870-nucleotide messenger RNA. RefSeq names its product leucine rich repeats and death domain containing 1 (gene LRRD1). The record is from RefSeq and is a predicted model, not a curated record. Lineage: Eukaryota; Metazoa; Chordata; Aves; Passeriformes; Pipridae.
AUGUCUCCUGAAGGAAUUGUAAAUAUUAAGUAACUCUUUCACAACUACAGCACUGAUGAAUUUCUGUUUGCAUCAGAAAGUGUUGAAACUUCAGAUCUUGCAAGCAACAAAUUGAAAACUGUACUAGAUCUUGUGGCUGAUAUGAAGAGUUUGAAGGUACUUAAUGAUUCCACACCCAUCUCAGCAUUCGCAAGCAUUCUCUGCUACCUCCCACAGCUAGUAAAACUCAGCACACGUGAGACCUUGAUUUAGGGUUUACCAAAGGAGAUUACACACUUUAAGAAAUUAAAGAGUGUUCUAGUCAGUAACAAUACGUUUAUGGUUUUGCCUGUGCACCUUUUCCAGUUGACAAAACUAAAAUUUAGGUUUCUGAACUUUGCAAAAAAAUUAUUUAAAAGCAUUACAAGUAAACUUCGCAACUAUAGCCUGUUGAAAUGUCUCAUACAUUAUAGAACCCAGCUUCCUGCCAAUAUUCCCAGAUUUACAAAUGUAAAGGAGUUUUUUUUAAGUAGAAACUGACUGGACUCACUGGAUGAACAAACUCUGCCUUUAAAAGACCUCUCUAUAACAGAUUUUUCUGGAAAUGUAUUAAGAUACAUUCCUUUUGAAGAAGAAAAUUGUAUACGGACAACCAGACCUGACCUCGGCAGCGACGAGCUCUCUCAGUUUCCAAAUGCGCUAUGUGCACUAUUUGAUCUUAAGCUCUUAGAUCUUAGUGGCAACUCUAUUUCAGAAGCAGUACCCGGAUUCUCUGACAUUAAAGAUUUGGGGCAUCUACAAUUAAACACAAACGACCUGUCCUCCUCCUCCGCGUGCUGUGCUGCCUUACGAACCAGCGCACGGGGCUGUCAGGGGGGACGCCGGCGGUGA